Molecule: messenger RNA, 2150 nt
Organism: Phyllopteryx taeniolatus (common seadragon)
Lineage: Eukaryota; Metazoa; Chordata; Actinopteri; Syngnathiformes; Syngnathidae
Gene: gtf2f1
Product: general transcription factor IIF, polypeptide 1
Exons: 14
Coding region: 181-1776 (531 amino acids)
Biological process (GO): transcription initiation at RNA polymerase II promoter; positive regulation of transcription elongation by RNA polymerase II
Cellular component (GO): transcription factor TFIIF complex; nucleus
Molecular function (GO): DNA binding; RNA polymerase II general transcription initiation factor activity; TFIIF-class transcription factor complex binding
Source: RefSeq, a predicted model, not a curated record
CUACUAGUGUUUCCGUUUUGAGUUUAUCCUUAAAAUAAAGUGUAACUCCAACAAGGCCAAUAUACCGAUCACGUGAUCGACAACUAGGGAACCUUUGUCUUUUCUUGUUUCCUACCCACAGGAUACACCGACGGACCCAAGACUGCGCCGUGUACCUUGAGGUUGGAGUCGAGAGAACAAAUGGCAUCACUGGCAAGCAGCAGUUCAUCAGGCACUGAAUACACUGUGAGAGUCCCUAAAAAUACUAGUAAGAAAUACAACAUAAUGGCUUUCAACGCUGGAGAUAAAGUCAACUGUUCAGCAUGGACACAGGCUCGCAUGGAGAGGGAUAUGAGUGCCCGGAAGAUAUAUGGUGAAGAAGAGACACCGGAGGGUGCAGCUGGGAGCGAGUUUGGCAAAAAGCAGCGUGAGGAGGCUCGACGGAAGAGGUUUGGCAUUGUGACGCGGGAGUUCAAAGUCGAGGACCAGCCUUGGAUUCUUAAAGUCAACGGCAAGGCUGGCAAAAGGUUCAAAGGUCUGAAGAAGGGGGGCGUCACAGAGAAUGCAUCCUACUACAUCUUUACCCAGUGUCCAGAUGGAGCUUUUGAAGCCUUCCCUGUUCACGGCUGGUACAACUUUACUCCGGUAGCGAAACACAGAACUCUCACUGCGGAGGAGGCUGAAGAGGAGUGGGGCAGGAGAAACAAGGUCGUAAAUCACUUCAGCAUCAUGCUUCAGAGACGCCUACGCGAGCAAACGCAGGGUGACGAGGAAGAGGAUGAGAGUGAGAAAUCAGCAAAGAAGAAGAAGGGUGGCGGUCGAGGGGGUGACCUCCGCAUCCACGAUCUGGAAGAUGACUUUGAGAUGAGCAGUGAUGACAGUGACAACAGUAUGGGUGAAGAUGGAGAAGGCAAGACAAAAGCAAAGAAUGAAACAGGGAAAGGCAAAUCAAAGAAGAAGAAGAAGAGCAAGGACAAAGAUGCUUUGGAAGACAGCGAUGAUGGUGACUACGAGGGUCUCGAGGUGGAUUACAUGUCAGAUGAAAGCAGUUCAGAAGAAGAACCUGAAAAAGGAAGGCCCAGCAAAGGAGAAGACCUCCCUAAAGGGAUCGAUGAGGCCUCGGAAAGCGAGGAAGAGAGCGAAGAGGAGAAACAGAACGAGGAGGAAGCAAAGGAGGAGGAAGAGGAGGAGGAAGGAAAGAAAACACCAGCACAGACUGAAAAGAAGAAAAAAAAAGACAGCAGCGGCGAAUCGGACAGCUCAGACGACAGUGACAUUGAGGGAGAAACGGCGUCUGCUUUGUUCAUGGUGAAGAAGCGCACUCCUCCAAAACGUGGCGGUGGGCGCGGCUCUGCCGGAAGUUCCAAAACUGGCAGCCGGCCGGGGACGCCAUCCAUAGACUCUGCCGCCACCUCCAACACACUCCGUGCUGCAGCCAGCAAACUAGAGCAAGGUAAAAGACAGGCGCAAGGUCCAGGUACUGACUCGCCAGCUGCCAAAAGGCUUAAGAUGGACCCCAGCAGUCAGAGUCCUGCUCCCUCUGGAAAGAGCACACCUCACUCCCCAUCAGGAAAAUCGACUCCCAGCUCCAGUGAUGUGCAGCUAACAGAAGAAGCGGUUCGCCGCUACCUGAUCCGGAAACCGAUGACCACCAAAGACCUGCUGAAGAAAUUCCAAACGAAGCGCACAGGCCUGAGCAGCGAGCAGACUGUUAACGUGCUGGCGCAGAUUCUGAAACGCCUUAAUCCGGAGCGCAAAAACGUCAACGACAAAAUGCAUUUUUAUCUCACGGAAUAACAUCAAUACAAGCAAUAUGAGGACAAGCACUGCAGAAAAUGAAUGGCUUGAAUAAACAGUUACCUUAGGGUAUGGAGGGAAGUGAAGGGAUCAUUUUAUGGUGUUUUGUUAUUUUUGUGAUGUGACAACUCAUCUGGAGUUUAACUGCUCCCCUCAUGAAUAAUUGGUGGGUGACAUUUUUCCCCCAAAACUCUUCAUUUUUUUUUUUUUUUUGCAACAGAAAUCAUGUUGUUGAAAAAAGUAAGCUGAAGUAUUUCAGUGUUGUUGAAUUACUUUUUUUUUUUAAAGAUAGGGGCAUCUCCUUGAUGAUGAUGAACAUAUGUUGACCUGCAAGAUAAAGUUAAUAUUAAACUAAAUGCAUUAGCUUAAAGUUU